GGCCAUAUCAAUUAGGUGCUGGCCGCAUGAAAAUGGCAACACUUACCACACCUAGCAGCGCCACGGCGCGUCUUACAGCCACUCGGCCGCAAGCUAAGGUCGCGGCUGGUAGCAUCUCCAGCCUGCGCAUUCGCCCAUUUACCCAUGCAACUCGCAGCGUGAUCGGCGCAUCUAGGCAGCAAGUUAUUGUGCGCGUCGCAGAGCCUGAGGCCGCUACCGCUGUGGAGGAGGAGUUCAGCUUCAGCCUCUCAGACGCAAAGAAGGGCAACACAUAUGAUUCCAGUGAUGUGGAGGCUGCCAUUCGCCAUUUUGAGGGCGAGGGCGAGGCGCCAGGCGGUGUAAACAGCGAAUUUGUGGAGAAUGUCUUCGGUGUUGAGGACGCUUCCUUUUUCGACGACAUAGACAACAACGAGGGCUAUGACAACGAGUUUGUUGCUGCUGGUAUCCCUGAGGCUGCUCCCAAGGAGCGCCAGGGCCGCCAGGGCCGCGGCGGCCCUGAAGAUGCUGAGGGCGAGGGUGGAGACAGCGACGAAAUCAUCGCCGCUAAGGAGGCUAACAAGUUCAAGCAAAUUGAGGAGCAGAUGGUUCUGGAGGCCGAGCUUCAGGAGACGGGCUUGGAUCAGGAGGUUGAGCGCACUCAAAAGGCUGUGGGUCCGGCCGUUUGGGAUUGGAUGUCCGACGUCCAAGCCGACGACGAUGACGAGGAGGUCAACGCAGUUGCUUCUAAGAGCGUACGCAGCAUGUCAGAGGCUGUUCUGGCAGCGCUCCCUACCGAUGAGGAGGUGUUCUAUGACCUCCGCAAUGCCAACAUUCAGGACCUGGACGCUGAUACGCGCGAUACCAUCGACUUCCUGCUGGAUGACUUUGACCUUGAGAAUGAGCUGAAGGCCGUGCCUGAGAACCCGGCCGAGGUUUACGAUGUGCCGGAAUUUACGGCCCUUGAGGAUGGCGACGUGGAGCGCAUCGACGCGCUGCUCAACCAGGAUCUGUCUUUGCCGGAGCUGGACACCGCUGGCCUUGAGGAUGUGCCUGUCAUCCAGGACGACGGGCUGGAGAUGUCGAAGGCGGCCGUGGAUAAGUAUGUGGCCAGCCUGAAGGAGGCUCAGGGCGUGGAGCUGUCAGAUGAGCAGGUCAAGGAGAUCUUUGCCGACGAGCCCCUCCAGCAGGUCGACGUCGACUCCGAGCCACCCGUCUCCCUCGACGACGUGGACCUGGCGGCCGCGGAUGCGCCGCUGCCCCCCCACCUCCUCCUCUCCGACGCCGACCUCACCCUGCAGGCCGUGGAGGACAGCCUGGCCGACUACGACGACCUCGAGGAGUUCCGCGCGGAGCUGGUGGCGCUGCGCGGCAUGCCGGAGGCGGACCUGGAGGCGCCGCCGCCGGAGGAGCUGGAGGUGCUGGAUCAGUACCUGGACGCCACGGAGAACUUCAUUGAGGCGGAGGAGGCGCGCAAGGCGGCCAUUGCGGGGCAGGUGGCGCGCGGGGAGCUGUCGCCGGAGGCGUUGGAGGCGGCUCUGGGGGAUGAUGAGGAGGGCGAGUGGGCGGAUGUGGAGACGGAGCUGCUGAUGCCGGAUGGGUUUGACGACGAGGAGGAGGGGGCGGGGUAUGAUGGGGAGGAGGACGAUGGAGAGAACUGGCAGGAGCGCAUUCUGGAGCUCAAGCGCGUGACCAAGGUUGUCAAGGGCGGCAAGCUGAUGGGAUUCCGCUGCACCGCGGUGGUUGGCAACGGCAACGGGCUGGUGGGUGUGGGCUGCCAGGCGGGCCGCGAGGUGGCCACUGCGGUGCGCCGCGCGCUGGUGGACGCCAAGAAGAACGUCGUGCGGGUUCCCCUGGUUGGCGCCGGCACCGUCCCGCACCGCGUGGAGGCCAAGUUCAACGCGGCCCGCUGUGUGGUGCUGCCCGCUGCUGACGGCACGGGUGUGCUGGCGGGCAGCUCCAUCCGCAGCGUGCUGGAGCUGGCGGGCGUGCAGAACGUGCUGGCCAAGCGGCUGGGCUGCCGCAGCCUGCUGAACAACGCGCGGUGCGCGGUGGCGGCGCUGGAGCAGCUGCGCACGCUGCAGGAGGUGUCGCGGAGCCGCGGAGUGCCCAUGGAGCGGCUGCUGCUGCCGGCCAGGCAGUGAGGGCCGGCAGGGGGAGCAAGAGGGGGGUAUGAGAGGGUGGACAGGGAGAGAUGGAUAGGAGGUGGACAAAGGAGGGAGGUGGAGUCGAGAGAGUUGAAAGGCGCAGGUAGGGGGUGGAGAGAGUAGUAAGGGAGGAUGUGUAGGUGUUCGGAGCAUUGUGAGAAAGGAUUGAGGCGAAGAUGAGCGAGAGAUGGGGAAGGGGAAGGGGCGGGAACGAGAUCCUGCCACCCAGGCCUGCUGCUUGGGGCUCUGUGCAUUGAUAGGAAAAGGAGGACGGAGAAGCGGAGAAGAGAGAGGCAUAUACCGUUUUUUAGGUCUGUACCGUUCGGAUCUGGGCUUGUAGCGGUCGCGGAUCAACGUUCCAGGUUGUUGAUCUGCGCAUGUAGGCGUGAAAUCUGUGUAGCCUGAUAGUAUCUGUGUAGCAAGUGCCCCGAUAACACUGCUCGUGUGCAGUGUUUUCAUAGGCAGCGCCAAAAGGCAUUUCCCUGCCGGUCACUCGGGUAUCGUGGCCGUUUUUCUCAAUCGGGGAGCCUUCGGACGGCGUUAUGAGAGGCAUCAGCUUUGUAUGAGCCGCGAUGUGUGUGUGUGCUGCUUAGGGGGCGGUCGUCUGCUUCUGACUCCGCCACCGGUUGGGGACUCGCGGCAGGUUAGCGGGCAGGCUAGCACCCUCUACCAGUCUCACCGGCGGGGGCAAGGAGGGUGGCGCAACUCGGCAGUGGGCCUGGUUGCAGUGGUGGUGGGUGUUGGGAGACAUGCGGGGCGAUGGGUCGACCGCUAGAACGUGGGGGCUGUACGGGUGCGGUGAGGUUGGCAGCCAGAGGAAUGGAACGAUGCAUCGGGAAGCAGGCGGUGUCGGUGACAGCAACGGUUAACAGGAGGUGUGCGUGGAGGGGUUCACGUAGCAGUGGGCCCUUGCCUUGUAGCACGGUUCACGAGGUGAAAUCCGGUGACGUUAUGACUAUGAAUAGCGCUGCCCUCCCUCACUGGCAAUUUUGUCUUCUGUUUCCAUGUGCCGUGAGGUGGGGGUCAGGGCUGAGGGGGA
This is a messenger RNA of Astrephomene gubernaculifera, 3162 nucleotides long. The record is from the annotation of a GenBank genome assembly. Lineage: Eukaryota; Viridiplantae; Chlorophyta; Chlorophyceae; Chlamydomonadales; Astrephomenaceae.